Molecule: messenger RNA, 2512 nt
Organism: Mercenaria mercenaria
Lineage: Eukaryota; Metazoa; Mollusca; Bivalvia; Venerida; Veneridae
Exons: 8
Coding region: 120-920 (266 amino acids)
Source: RefSeq, a predicted model, not a curated record
GGCAGGGCCGGGUUGGGCCGGGUUUUAUUAAUAACCCUUUAUUUCGCUAUUCAGUCAUACCUCUAAUAUACCAUUAUUUACUAAUAUGGUAUGGUGGAGGAUUUUCCUCAGCAACAAAAAUGCAUACUGGGCUGGUCAGCUUAUUCACUGUGUUCCAGCUGGUUUUCAGCUUUGUUUCUAGCUUUGAAUGUUCACGUGGUCAUUCCAGAAUUGUCAGGGACUUUGUAAAUCAUCAUUUGAAACCUGUUUAUAGAACACACAAUGUUGAAAUGCCAAGGUCGUGUCCAUUUCAUGGAGAGAGGGAUAUUUACCACGAACACGAGAGUCAUAAAACCGAGGAGGGAUAUGGGAAAUGGUGUUGUGAAUACUGUGGCAAAAUGUUCUAUGCCGAGAUGUACCUUGAUAAACAUUUAAACAACAGACAUGCUGACCAUCUUUAUGUUGGACCAGAUGCUGUAUGUUUGGCUGAUUACUGUGAUAUUUUCCGAUGUGAUAUCAUCUCUGGUCGGGUGGAGCCCAGCUUCUGGGAUACUGCCCUGUGUAUAGAUGAUGAUAUGACUGAUCUCAUUACCAAGUGCAAUAGUGCAUUUUCUACAUGCUCCCCUAUUGAUGUGCCAAGAAAUUCAAGUCAAGCCAUUUUGAAUAAAACGAAGUCCCAGGUGUGUUCCUCCCUGACAUGCAAUAAAUACUGGUAUACAGGCAAAAUUGAGCCUUCUCAAUGGCGAAUGUUGCUGAAGACAUUUUGUACAGUGAUGUUAAUUGGUGGAAUGAUUGUCUAUUACUUCAUAGCUUACCACCACUUCUAUUCAGACUCCCUAUCUGAGCCACAACAUACUGAACCGUACAAGCCAUAUGUGAAAGAAGGUCAUCAAGUGCAGAGAAGAAAGUUCCGGAGAAAGCUUGUCAAAGGAUGGACAUGAUUGUUGUUUUUUUUUAAUACUUUGAGCUAAAACUAGUCACUUACUGUUGAGCAUAUUGUAAUAAUAGAUAUCAGCUUUCCGACGAUAGUUUCUAUCAGUAGUGGAUAUUUAUGCACUUCUUGAGAGGAGGGGAUAUAUGUCUGUCGGUUGCCUGUGGUGAGUGGAUGACAUCUGUUUUGAUGGUUACAGUGACCGCGAGACUGAAAAUUGGGUCUGAUUAACAAGUGGAAACCGUUUGGAAGUUAAAUUGUUAAACUUUGUUGGAUGAUUGCCUGUGAUCAGUAGAUGACCUCUAUUAAUUUACGAGUCAUUAGGUCAAAGUUUACUUGAUUCUUAAAGUUACACACCCAGUUUUUUCUCACUGGCCAUCAUUUUGGGUAGGUGUUUUUUCCAAAAAAAAAAAAUUUACGGAUAUGUUCAGUAUGUAUGUAAAUUCAUCAUCUUAUGAAAGUUGACAUAUACUCUUGUAGUAAUUCAUGUUGUGAUGAUUAGUCUUUACGUGUAAGUGCUUUCAUUUGGUCAAUGAGAUCUGCUUGUAGAAUAUAAAAGCAUAAUAUUUUUGCAUGAUACUAAUGCAUUCUGGAGUCGCCUGUUCCCAUCUAAUCUGCUGAUGUGGAAAAUGUACGAACGACUGGUGCAUUUUGAGACCACAUGUGCAAACUCAAGUGGCAGCCUUACCUAUUAUACUGCCAAGAGCCUAAAGUCUAAAUUUCUUCAGUUAGUAGCAAGUUUCUUUUUCUUCAAAUGUUAAAUCAACUUUUAAUUUUCAUACUUAGUAUAUGAUUUAAGCAUCAGACAAAACUAACAUUACCAGUAGAUUUUUAUUCACACAGUUUAAUAUUAAUUACUUUAUGCAUCAUGUAAAGUUCAUUUUCAGCUCAACUAUUCAAAGAACAGGUAGAGCUAUUGGACUCGCCCCAUGCGUAGGCGUCCCAAUUUGGUCAAGUUUUUGUAUGCAAGCUGGUAUCUCAAAAACCACCUGUGGGAAAGGAUUGAAAUUUCACACACUUAUAAACUGAUUUACAUUCAACAGGUUCCAUAACUCUAUUUUGCUUUUUUUACAAAAUUAUGCCCCUUUUUUUGACAGUAAUUUUUGGUGAAGGUUUUAUAUUUAAGCUGGUAUUUCAUUACCCACUAAUGGGAAUGGAUGGAAACUUCACACACACAUUAACUGUGAUGAUCCGACAUGCAGUGCACAGGUUCCAUAACUCUACUUUGCAUUUUUACAAAAUUAUGCCGCUUUUUUGACUGAACAGUUUUUGUAUGUAAGCUAGUAUCUCAGUACCCACUAAUGGGAAUGAAUUGAAACUUCAAACACUCUCAGUGUCAUGAUCUGACAUGCAUUAUACAGGUUCCAUAACCCUGUUUUGCAAUUUUACAAAAUUAUGCCUCUUUUUCGACUUCAAUAUUCAUUCAUUUGACAAGGCUGUUGAAUAGUUGAGCGUUGCUGUCCGACAGCUGUUGUGUUUACAUGUAGUUCAGUAUUUGGAUUGUGUACGUUGUAAUUUGCAUAAUAUAUAUAUACUUCUAUUUUUUUUUAACUUUCGUUUAUCUUAAUUGUUGUCUACAAUAAAACAAGAAUAACAAACAAG